Molecule: messenger RNA, 3803 nt
Organism: Octodon degus (degu)
Lineage: Eukaryota; Metazoa; Chordata; Mammalia; Rodentia; Octodontidae
Gene: Mllt1
Product: MLLT1, super elongation complex subunit
Exons: 12
Coding region: 23-1693 (556 amino acids)
Biological process (GO): regulation of DNA-templated transcription
Cellular component (GO): super elongation complex
Source: RefSeq, a predicted model, not a curated record
GGGGCGGGGCGGGGCGCCAGCCAUGGACAAUCAGUGCACCGUGCAGGUCAAGUUAGAGCUGGGACACCGUGCCCAGCUGCGCAAGAAGCCCACCACAGAGGGCUUUACCCACGACUGGAUGGUGUUUGUCCGAGGCCCCGAGCAGUGUGAGAUCCAGCACUUCGUGGAGAAGGUGAUCUUCCGGCUGCACGACAGCUUCCCCAAGCCCAAGCGUGUGUGCAAGGAGCCCCCCUACAAGGUGGAAGAGUCGGGUUAUGCUGGCUUCAUCAUGCCCAUUGAGGUGUACUUCAAAAACAAGGAGGAGCCGAGGAAGGUUUGCUUCACCUAUGACCUGUUCCUGAACCUGGAGGGCAACCCGCCUGUGAACCACUUGCGCUGUGAGAAGCUCACCUUCAACAACCCUACCAUGGAGUUCCGCUACAAGCUGCUCAUGGCUGGUGGGGUCAUGGUAAUGCCCGAAGGAGCAGAAACGGUGUCCAGGCCCAGUCCCGACUACCCCAUGUUACCCACAAUUCCACUCUCUGCCUUCUCUGACCCCAAGAAGACCAAACCGUCCCACGGCUCCAAGGACGCCAAUAAGGAGAGCAGCAAGGCCUCCAAGCCGCACAAGGUGACCAAGGAGCACCGCGAGCGGCCCCGCAAGGACUCGGAGAGCAAGGGCUCCUCCAAGGAGCUGGAGCGGGAGCAGGCCAAGAGCUCCAAGGACGCCGUGCGCAAGCUGGGCGAGGGCCGGCUGCCCAAGGAGGAGAAGGCCCCACCGCCCAAGGCUGCGUUCAAGGAGCCCAAGAUGGCCCUGAAGGAGACCAAGCUGGAGGGCAUGUCCCCAAAGGGGGCUCCCCAGCCUUCAGCCCUGCCCAAGGCUUCCAGCAAGCGGCCAGCUGCCGCGGACUCGCCAAAGCCCAGCGCCAAAAAGCAGAAGAAGAGCAGCUCAAAGGGGUCCCGGAGCGCUCCCAGCACUUCACCCCGCACCUCGUCUUCCUCCUUUCCGGACAAGAAGCCGGCCAAAGACAAAAGCGGCCCUCGAGUGGAGAAGGUGAAAGCAGAGAGCGAGUCCAGGGAGGCCCGGAAGGCCCUGGAAGUGGAGGGCUCCAACUCGGAGGACGAGGCCUCCUUCAAGUCAGAGUCUGCACAGUCGAGCCCAUCCAACUCGAGCUCCAGUUCUGACUCCAGCUCCGACUCAGAUUUUGAGCCUUCCCAGAACCACAGCCAAGGGCCCUUGCGCUCCAUGGUGGAGGACCUGCAGUCUGAGGAGUCGGAUGAGGACGACUCUUCCUCGGGUGAGGAGGCCACUGUCAAGGUGAACCCAGGCCGGGAUUCCAGGUUGAGCUUCAGCGACAGCGAGAGCGACAACAGUGCCGACUCCUGCCUGCCUGGCCGUGAGCCCCCACCUCCCCAGAAGCCACCCCCACCCAACAGCAAGGCAUCAGGCCGGAGGAGCCCUGAGCCUUGCAGCAAGCCUGAGAAGAUCCUCAAGAAGGGUGCCUACGACAAGGCCUACACUGACGAGCUGGUGGAGCUGCACCGGAGGCUGAUGGCGCUGAGGGAGCGCAACGUGCUGCAGCAGAUCGUGAACCUGAUCGAGGAGACUGGCCACUUCAACGUCACCAACACCACCUUCGACUUCGAUCUCUUCUCCCUGGAUGAGAGCACCGUGCGCAAGCUGCAGAGCUACCUGGAGGCUGUGGCCACAUGACCCUGGGUGGGAGCUGGGCCCCGCCACUCACGGGGGUCCGGGGAGGCCGCGCAGGCCCCACCCACCUCCCUUCUCUCCACGCACCGCCUACAGCACUGCCUUAGUGACUGCCCUGCCCGGCCCUCACAGCCAGCUGCACUUUCCUGGGUGGCUCCCGAGUGCCCUGGGCCAUCCGGUGGGCACUUAGGCACAGUCACUGGGGCACAGUCACCCAGGCUCUCCUUGGAGGGUGGUUUGUGCAGAAGGCAGAGCUGGGCCUGGUUCCCAGAAGAGGAAGAAGCUUAUGCAGAAGGAGUGUGGCUCGAGGCCCCUUGCUCGGCCUCAGAACUGUGGGCCUCUCUGAGAAGCCGGCUGUCCUGUGUGCAGCCCCCCAAAAUGGUUCAGAAGCUGCCUGGGCCGCCGGACCCUCGGAGGCUCUGGUCCGCGGCCGGCCAGGCUGGCCCAUGUGUACAGCCGUCUGUGUAUUAUAUACCUGUGCGCUGCGUGUGUUCAGGAGCGGGUCCGUGUACGUUUCUGUGCCGAGCUGCACGUUGGGGGUGGGGGGAGUGUGGGGGGGACUUGUAGGUUAAGAUGUCUAUGGGGGUCUUGUCUUGGGCUGGUCCUCUCCAGGGCGCGAAGGGAGCCACCCUCUGGUUCCAAGGAUGCCAGGGCUCUCAGGCCAGUGAACACUACAGCUACGACAGGGUGACCUGUCCUCAGGGCCCCCAGGGACACACGUGUUAAUGCCCCUGGGGCUCCUCCUCUGUAGGACCCUCUUCCUCCACAGUCAUCGAUCAAGUCUUCGAACUUUGAACAAAUGAGCUUUUGCCAAAUAAGACAGGAUGGCUUAUGUUGGGGGCACGUGGGGACCGCCUCCUCUCUGGCCUCAGCCUCUGCUUCUGCCAGGCCCAGCCUGGGACAUUCUCCUGUCCGUCUGAGGUUCUCCAGGGCCACGCCCCCACCUCGCUGGGCCAGCAGCCCUGGCGCACACAGUGUGCCCGCCCCAGUUUUCCUGGAUCGGCCUUGUGCCUCCAGACCCCAUCCUGACUUCAGUCAUUGCCAGUGUUGGUGCCCUGAUCUAGGUGUGGCUGGGGGAGCAGGGCCAGGGUGGCCUGUGCCUCCACCCUGUCGUUAGUGUCCCUCUUCCCCGUUAUAAGCUCGGACCCAGGCGGCCCUGGCUUUUCUUCCCUGAGGCCCCUGGCCUCACUCUUAAGUCCACCGGAACAGUCCCCGGAGGACCCCUGCCUACAAGGCAUUGCCCACACCAGCAUUGCUGGGGGCCCCCCAGAUACUUGGGGGGAGGCCCGACAACUCCGCAGGGAACCACUGCAACCCUUCAGGCCACAGUGGCUCCCGCCACACUGCCCUCAGCCCCGCUGCCAUGGCCCCUUUCUAGGCAGGCCAGCAAUACUCACGGUGGGGCCUCACCCCCAGGAACUCUCCAAGACGCGGGGCGGAAGCCUCAGAUCCAGGCAGCAGCCUUCCUCCUGCCUGAGGGGCCCAGAGCACCACGGUGACCCAGGCUGGGCACUUUGCCACCUGGAUGGGGCAUCUGGCCCUUCCCACAGUUUCCAGGACCUUCAGAAGCGCCGGCCCGCCUCUUAGUUACCUCCUCUGGCCAAAAGGCCUCAUCGCUGUCCUCCAGAGCUGCCCUGGCACGGGGCCCCACCACCACUGAAGGAAGGAUGUGCUGGGGCCCUGACUGCAGCCUUCCCAGCUGUCCCCUCCCCGCUGGCAGUCGUGGACAGCUGGGCCCGCAAGGAGGGCUCUGGGGACAGGUCCAUAGGAAGGGGCCGGCGCCUUGUGAUUGCCACAUGUCUUGUGUUAAGCCGCCUGCCCCCAAGUGCAAACCCCGUGUUUCCUCCCCUGAAUGAAUUGUAAACCAACGCCAGAACCCAGAAGGUAUCGAAUACCUUCCUUCCCCACAAGGGUUUUAACCAAGAGUGUGUCUCGCUGGGAACUGAACAGUGCACCUGGCCGAGACCAGCUCUUGGGUCAAGGGAAAAGGAGAAGUGUGUGUGUAAUGAAUUACAGGAUUGUUUCUGUCCUGGAUUUUAAACUUUUUGUUAAAUUGUGAAAUUAUGGAGGAGUUUUAUAGAAAAAAAGUGAAAUAAAGUCAGAUGGGAACGCA